CUCCGACUCCAACAACCUGUACCGUCUCGUAAUAAAACUGCCCACGAACACGAACGCGAAACCGCCCUCCCUCCGAUCACAUCGCCGCCGCCGACGAUCGGCCGGGAACCCGUCGCGAAGCUGGCCUUCAGCCCGAGGCGAGCCAUGGCAGAGCUCCGGCACUCGAGCUCCCUCGGAAGCCGGGCCUCCUCCUCUCCGAUGAAGCGCGACGACGACUCCUCCCCGCUCGUCCCCGAUUCCCGCCCCUUCGACGACGACGGCGGCGGCGGCCGCCAUUCCUCCUCCCGGGAUCGCGACCGCCCGCUCUGGUCGCAGCUCCACUCCCUCUGGCCCCCUCACUUCUCUGACGACCCCAGGGUUGCCCCUCACGGCUCCAGGAUCGCGAUCUUCCUGCUCCUCGUCGUCGCUCUCGUCGGGCUGAUCUCGAUCUUCUCCAUCGUGCGUCACCUGAAUGCCCCAUACCUUUGCCGGAAAGAUGGCAUUGUUCUUCAUUGCCCCCGGGUCAAGGAGCCUACUUCGCUUUGGGAAAAUCCAUACUCCGCAACCACAUCGUGGAAGCCUUGUGCAGAGCGUCUUGAUGGUGGAAUAUCGAAUGUUCCUCCUGAGAAUGAAACAAAUGGCUACAUAUUCAUCCAUGCUGAGGGCGGUUUGAAUCAACAAAGAAUCGCGGUAUUGUAUCUGCUCUAUCAAUUUCUUAAUCUGAAUGAGAAAACUCAGCUUGUUGGCAUUUUUGGGUGGAUGUCCUUGAUCAUCCAUGCCUCUACAGCAAGUAUAUGCAAUGCCGUUGCUGUUGCUAAAAUUUUGAAUGCUACUCUUAUUUUACCAGUAUUGAAGCAGGAUCAGAUCUGGAAAGAUCAAACGAAAUUUAAGGAUAUUUUCGAUGUGGAUCAUUUCAUUGAUUAUCUGAAAGACGAUGUUCGGAUUGUGCGCGAUAUCCCCAAGUGGUUUACUGAUAAGUCAGAGCUGUUUACAAGCAUUAGACGGACAGUGAAGAAUAUUCCAAAAUAUGCACCUGCGCAAUUUUACAUUGACAACGUUCUACCUCGCAUCAAGGAGAAAAAGAUAAUGGCGCUUAAACCUUUUGUUGAUCGUCUAGGGUAUGAUAAUGUUCCCCCAGAAAUCAACAGACUUAGAUGCAGGGUGAAUUACCAUGCUCUGAAGUUUCUCCCUGAAAUUGAAGAAAUGUCGAAUUCACUGGCAUCAAGGAUGAGAAACCGCACUGGCAGUCAAAAUCCCUACAUGGCACUUCAUCUUAGGUUUGAGAAAGGGAUGGUUGGCUUAUCUUUUUGCGAUUUUGUGGGGACAAGGGAGGAGAAAGCUAAAAUGGCUGAAUACAGACAAAAGGAAUGGCCUCGGCGGUAUAAAAAUGGUUCUCAUCUUUGGCAGCUGGCCCUGCAGAAGAGGAAGGAAGGACGAUGUCCUCUUGAGCCAGGGGAAGUUGCUGUGAUUCUGCGAGCAAUGGGUUAUCCCAAGGAAACUCAAAUUUAUGUUGCCUCUGGGCAGGUAUAUGGUGGUCAGAAUCGAUUGGCACCGCUAAGGAACAUGUUCCCCAAUCUGGUGACAAAGGAGGAGCUGGCCACGAAGGAGGAGCUUGAUGGUUUUAGAAAGCACGUGACAAGCCUGGCAGCCCUCGAUUUUCUGGUAUGCUUGAAGUCCGAUGUUUUUGUGAUGACCCAUGGAGGCAAUUUCGCUAAAUUGAUAAUUGGGGCACGGAGAUACAUGGGUCACCGGCUUAAAUCGAUAAAACCAGAUAAGGGCCUCAUGUCUAAAUCUUUCGGCGAUCCCUACAUGGGAUGGGCGACAUUUGUUGAGGAUGUGGUCGUAAUCCACCAGACAAGGACUGGAUUGCCUGAGGAGACAUUUCCUAACUACGAUAUAUGGGAGAAUCCUCUGACUCCUUGCAUGUGUAGAGCUUAAAACGAGGAUGUCUAAUCAGAAUUUUCUUGUGAACUAGCCUGGCGAAGCGUUCUUUUUAGGCGUGCACUGAAAAUGGGGCAGUAAUCUCUUGAUUCGCCGUGCAAGAUGUGAAGAAUUUGUGCCGUAAGCCCGACACGUUUGUGACAUGGCAGAAAAAGGUUGGAUCUUAGAUUUGAGCUCAUUUUUUUGAGUACUGACCGGCAGGACUCGGGUUUCGACAUUAUUGCAGAGGGUCUCGUACAUACGGCCUUCGCCCAUGUCGUAGUGCAGAAACCCGGUGUCAGCGCAAUCGAAUAGUUUUCUAGUUUUAGCAUUGCCUUUCUCAAGCAUUUGAAGAUAUCUAGCGGAUCAUGUGAGGUGAUCUCCUGUAAAGCAACUUUGAGAUAAGCAAGAGAGCAAUUUUUGUUUUUUCUUGUUGACGGAACAGAGCUGACCGUGCCAAUGGUGUAGGACGAGCUCAACGGCAGGUCCCUGCUCAUUCUUUUGUUCGGACUCGGGAAUCAAUCGACCGGUUCAGGAGUCAUGAGGUUACCGACACUCAUUAUAGUAAUGAAAUACAGUUGAUCUCUC
Messenger RNA from Syzygium oleosum, 2487 nucleotides. Its product is annotated as protein PECTIC ARABINOGALACTAN SYNTHESIS-RELATED. The record is from RefSeq and is a predicted model, not a curated record. Lineage: Eukaryota; Viridiplantae; Streptophyta; Magnoliopsida; Myrtales; Myrtaceae. The coding region runs from base 145 to 1917 and encodes 590 amino acids. The transcript is spliced from 11 exons.